Solanum dulcamara is the source of this 3476-nucleotide messenger RNA. Its product is annotated as GATA transcription factor 26-like. The record is from RefSeq and is a predicted model, not a curated record. Gene Ontology annotation, molecular function: sequence-specific DNA binding; zinc ion binding. Gene Ontology annotation, biological process: regulation of DNA-templated transcription. The coding region runs from base 1521 to 3146 and encodes 541 amino acids. Lineage: Eukaryota; Viridiplantae; Streptophyta; Magnoliopsida; Solanales; Solanaceae. The transcript is spliced from 8 exons.
UUUUGCUUAAAUCUCUGAAUUUCAAUACUGUGGUUUGAGUUAGAAUUCAUUUCUGAAACUAUUUUACUUUUGAUUUCUGCCAACCAUUGACUCUCUUGUAGUUUAUUUGUGUGCAGAAAUCUUGAUAAAACAUCUAGGAGUUCAAUUUAUUUUCCAACAGAAUUGGGGGGUAUUCUGAUUGUGUUGAAUUCUUGAUUUCCCUUUCUAAACUAUGUGAUUUGGAUCCUUCAUUUGUCUUGAUAACAAAAGGAUUCGCUCGAAUACGUUAGACAUGGGUAAAGGGUACUUUGUACAAACUCUUCAAAAUCUACUCAAAAUUAGCAAAACAUUGCGCGUACCAAGACCAGAUGCUUACACAUAUCCGUAUCGGAUACUUAUAAGUAGUCCAUGUAACAUAGGUUCUUAAUGUAGAAAUGUACUUCGUUGGGAGCUUAUAUUUUAAGUUGCUAUUGGUGCAAGUUGAAUUCUUGCUCAAUGUGGCAUUGAUAUGAUUCUUUGUGGAGCAAAGGCUGCACAAAAAAUGAUGAUUUGAUAAUACAAGAACAACAACAUAGCCACUGUAAUCCCACAAGUAGGGUCUAGAGAAGGUAGAGUGUACGCAAACCUUACUCCUACCGUGGGAGUAGACAAUUUGAUAAUGACUGAUCUAUAUUCAUGUUGCUCUGAUCUUUCUAAUAUUACAAGUUCCUUCGUGGAACUAAUGUUGCUUGGCUGCUCAUUCAUGCUCUUGUUACAAUUAUGGAUUCACGUAAGUUGUAUGAUAGCACUUCCUUUAUCUGCGAUUCACUAAGAAAAGGCUUGAAGUUUCAUCUCAUAGUUUCUUUAUCCCAUGAACCGAGUUUCUUGUUUCCAGCUCCUGCUUGGGCUUUUCCCGACAUUGUGAUAGUUGGCGCAUUUUGACUAUUUUUUAGGUUGCCUUUGAAUUGGAUAAACUCUCCAACGAUGAUAUUUCUUAAAUUAAUCUUGGAUAUGGGAAAUGCUUUUUCGCCUGAUCUUGACUUGUGUGGCAAAUUAUUCAUGCACACAAAGGUGAUAGCCUGGUUUGGACUGUAAAAUGGCCAUGAGUUCAAGUAGGUUUACAGGAGGUUGUUAAAGAUGUCAUAUUGCCCCUUGGGUUGCGGCUCUUCCCCUACGUUGCGUGAAUGUGAUGCUUCGUGCACGAGGCUGCCCUUUUAUUGUUCUUUGAAGUAUUAAUCUUUAAGCUUGGCUUUUUAAGUCAUUCAAUGCAUGACUUCUGAUGGAAAAUUCUAAGGAGUUCGUUGCUCCUUUAUUUUAUUCUACUCUUAGCUCAGUUGUUGAGUGGAUGACUUUCUUUUGCUCAUCUGGUUGCUCCACUCAAUAACAGCUUCCUCAGUUUUCUUUAUCCGUCUACUUUAGCUGCCAGUAUACUUUUACCUUCUGCCAUUGAAAACUUGAGAAAGAAAGCUGGUAUAUCAUUUCACUGAUUUGCAUACAAAGUGACCAUCAUUGGCCAAUUUUACUGCGUUCUAUGUUUCCUGAAAGAUGUAUACUCUCUUUCCAUGCUCCUUGCUCACAAGAGAUGUCAGCCUGCUAGUACUCCACUUUGGCGUAAUGGACCUCCAGAGAAGCCAAUACUGUGUAACGCCUGUGGAUCUCGGUGGAGAACAAAAGGGACCUUGGCAAACUAUACUCCUCUGCAUGCAAGAGCAGAACCUUGUGACUUUGAGGAACACAGGGUUUCUCGGUUCAAAAACAUGUCUAUGAAGAACAAAGAGGCAAAGAUUCUGAAACGGAAACAAAGUUAUGAUAAUGCUGAAGUUGGAACUCCUCCUGAUUAUAAUCUAGGUUUCCGUAAGGGUUUAGAUGAAGAUACUAGCAAUAGGUCAAGUUCUGGCUCUGCUGUCUCAAACUCCGAGAGCUGUGUGCAAUUUGGUAGUGCUGAAGCAAGUGAUUUGACAGGUCCAGCGCAAUCCAAUAUAUGGGAUACAACUGUGCCUUCAAGGAAGAGAACCUGUUUCAAUCGUCCAAAGCCAUCUUCAGUCGAAAAGCUCACCAAAGACCUAUAUACCAUCUUACAUGAACAACAAAGUUCAUACUUGUCUGCAUCCUCUGAAGAGGAGUUGCUUUUUGAGAGUGACAAGCCUAUGGUUUCUGUUGAGAUAGGACACGGAAGUGUACUAAUUCGGCAUCCUAAUUCAAUAGGUAGAGAAGAAGAAUCAGAAGCCAGCUCUCUUUCCGUUGACAACAAGAACCGUUCUGUCAGUGAUGCUUAUUCACGAUUGACUACCCCUCCUGUAAAUAUUAGUAAGGUUGUCAAUUCACCAAAUAUGGGUACGGAGAGAACCAAGAAGCCUACUGGUCCAGCAUUGGAACAAGACCAGUUUAAAAGAAACAAAGAUCACCUUGAAAAGCUACAAAUUCUUGGACAUCAUAGUUCACCCCUUCGCUAUAUAGACCUGAAGGAUGUACUUAAUUAUGAAGAAUUCAUGAAUCAUUUGUCAAGUGAUGAACAGAAGCAGCUACUGAAGUACUUACCACCUGUCGAUUCUUUUGCGCCUCCAGAUAGUCUUAGAAGUGUGUUUGAGAGCUCUCAAUUCGAGGAGAACCUCUCUUCCUUCCAGAAACUUCUUGCAGAAGGUGUUUUUGAUAAUUCAUUGCCAGGAGUGAAAUUAGAAGAUUGUAGAACUUUGAAGAGACUUAUAUUGUGCUAUUUAGCAAAGUCGAAGUGGGUGCAACAAUAUAAUUUACUCAAGGAAACAAAGUGUAAGAAUAGUAGCAGCGCUUCUGAAGUUGCCGGAGAGCCAAAUGUUGUUGGCACAUGUCAUUCAGCGAAUGUGAAGAAACCAAGGGAGGGGCAACAUCCAAAGUGUUCGGGUGCAAAGACGACAAUGAAGAGCCCCAAGAGGGUGGUGAUGAAAAGCAUCUAUGAGCAGAAGGAACUAAUAGACAACGAUGGCUCUUGCUUCAGUCCAAGAAGCUCGUUCGCCUUGCCUUCUGAGAAUAGUUCCCUCGUGCUGGAUUCUUUCCGUUCUGCAAAUGAAAACUCCCAUCAGGACUUGCUGCUUGACGUGCCAUCCAAUAGCUACUUCCCUCAGGCGGAACUACUCUUACCUACAUCAAGUUUUACUACUCAAGCAAGUACUAGUAGUAGCUCAAUGUACCCUCCACAUCUCGUCCGUCCCUAACAAUACCAUCAUACUUUGCUCGCUUUUUUUUAGGAUAUCGAAAAGCUAGUUAAAAGCCAAACAAUAUGGUAGUGUUGCAUAUCCCAUGCAAACGUUAUAGAUGGAAUUUGUCAAAGGGGUUCGGAUGGUUGCCUUUUACCUUUUCGCGGUUGAUCUAUAUUGAAACCGGAAUUUUUUGGAUUUACCAUAUGGAUAUGGUUGUUUUCCCCUUGAUGAACACUGUAUAAUAUUAGUUGAAAAUGCCAGAGGUUGUAUUGAGUGGCUAAAAAUAUUGUAUGCAAUGAAAUGUUUGGCUUAAUUGUGGACAUACUUCUAUGUAUUAGUUCUAUU